Didymodactylos carnosus is the source of this 4527-nucleotide messenger RNA. Lineage: Eukaryota; Metazoa; Rotifera; Eurotatoria; Philodinida; Philodinidae. The record is from the annotation of a GenBank genome assembly.
AUGUCGGUAAAUGAGUAUUCUUUUGUUCAAGUGUUCAUAUGUAUUACAGUUGUUUAUACUAAAUUGUACAAAUAUGAAUAUUAUUCAUUUGAUUACGAUAUACAUCAUUUAUUGUUGUAUGAAAAUAAAUUAUAUGUCGGUAAUUCAUUAUCUCUUUCUUCUAUUUCUCUAUCUAAGUCAAGAGAUGUUUUGACAAUAAAUAGAAGCAAUGUUAAAAAUACUAUAAAAUUGUUUCUGAUUGAUAAUGAACGAUCGGAAUUAAUUGUUUGCUAUUCGGAUACUUUUGGUACAUGUGAGCAACGUUCAACUAACGAUUUAAAAUUACUCAAUUCAAAAUCACUGUCGGUCGUGCCAGAUGAUAACGUGAACACUACCAUAGCUGUUUUUGGAAAAAUUCAAGAAAAUAUUUCUGUAUUGUAUGUUGCUCGUACAUUUACACCAUCGUCAAGUUCUGUACCGGCCAUAGCGGUACGAUAUCUUGAACGUGAAAAGUUUAUGGAAAUUAUUCGAAAUAAUGACAAUCAACAAACUAGUGGUGAAGCAAGUAUUCAUUUCCUAUAUCAUUAUACUCAAACGUUCAUUGUCAACUAUAUAAAAGGACUAACAAAUACUGAUGGAACAUAUAUAUACUUUUUAACCGUACAAAAGAAUGAUGUAAACGAUAAUUACAUAACUAGUAAGAUUAGUCGAUUUUGUUCACUUUCAACUAAUAUCAAUAUUUUAAGUAAUUAUAUUGAAAUACCAUUGCUCUGUCAGAACGAUGAUGUAUCAUACAAUAUUUUGAUUGAUGCAACAAUUAUUGAUGUAACAUUUUCAAAUUAUACAGGACAUGAGCGCUUGAUAUUAGGUUUAUUUGGUAAAUUAAAUUCAUAUGGAACACAUGUUGAAAAUAAUUUAGCCAUUUGUUUAUUUAAAUUGAGCGAAAUAGAUACUGUGUUUAAUCAAAACUUGAAAGAUUGCUACGAAAAUGAUACGUUAAAUCGAGGCUUGAAAUUUCUCAAGCCAGACGAACCAUGUGGAAAUCAAAAGUUAGAGAUGUAUGAUUCAACUUCGAACUUUUGUAUAGUCGAUGACAGAUAUUCAUUUCCAAUAGGCGGAAGGCGAGGCGCCGAAGGUAUCGUUUUGUAUGAAAAUACAAAUACAAAUGCAAUUGGUACAGGAAUCAAAAGUUUUUUAUUAACUGAUGGAAACAUUGGUCUUGCUGUUGGAUGGACGAAUGGUUCACUUACAAUGGCUAGAAUCAAUAAAAAUAUGACCUUCAAUAUUUUCUCACAUGAAGUGAUCUCAAUGAAUUCCAUUGGACGUGAUAUAGAAUAUGAAGAAAAUUCGAAAUCAUUGAUUGUUUCUUCGAGAAAUAAGUAUAUUUUCCAGGUGUAUCGUGUUCCAAUUACAGUCAGAGAACAUCCAACAAAAAUUACAUCUGUUUUUCCAGCCGAAAUGCCUCUUGGACGUACGGCCACAUUAGAAAUUACCGUCAAAAAUCUCAAUUCUGAAUCACUAGCUAUUUUAAUGAAUGAUAAACCUUGCGAUGUUUUAACUGUUAAUGGAUCUGUAGUACCGUGUAAAACAACAACGACACGUCGAGUUGUAUCGCAUCCAAAAAUCUAUUCUAUCCAGCCAACAUCGAUAUCAGCCGCUACAAAACAUCUCCGAUUGAACAUAAGUGGAAGUCGUCUAAAUGCUGCAGAAUUUCGACAGCAUGAAUUAGUAAUGAUAUUACCAGAACCAAUUAUUACAAUCAUUGAACCUCUUCAUAGUUUCAUAAGCGGUGGACAUCUCAUCUCAAUCCAAGGAUAUUAUCUAACAGUUAUGAAAUCGUUUUCUAUAAAUUUUAUCAUUGAUAAUUCAAUUAAUAUGACAGUUCUUGUCGAGGAAAUUGCUUGUAAAGCACGCGAUCAGAUAACAACGACUUCAGUACAUAGUCUUCAGUGUUUUCAAUUUCGCACUCCGCCUCUAGAGGCGGAUGAUAUACUUAUUAAUUAUACGAUACCAAUUCAAAUUUAUCUUGAUACCAUCUUAUAUCCUACACGCUUCAAACUGAUUUAUGUUCCUAAUCCGGUUAUUAAAUCAAUGUAUCCAUCAAUACUUAAUGUAAAAGGUGAUUUUGAAUAUUUUCUAAACAUUGAAACACACUUGAAACUGUCCCCCAAUGACAUUAUAUUAUCGAUUGAUUGUCAUUAUUUGAUACCAGCGUCUGUUAAUCAGUCAUUAGAUAAUAAAAUAUUAACCGUUUCGUAUCAUCUAACUCGUACAUUAUUAAGAUCAUUGUACCGAUGUAAAGUAAACAAUAGAAAUAAAUUUUUAAUUAAAAUUAAAAUCGAUUCAUUUGAAAAUACUCUGGGCUAUUUACGUUAUGAAACAAAACGUAGAUUUAAUUGGUUACAUUUAUUAUUUAUCACAUUAAGUUCGUUCGUGUUUGUAAUGAUUAUAAUUAUUGUUAUUUGUGUUAUUCGUUAUCCUAGACGAAGAUCUACUGCUCAACCUUCAAAUUUUCAAGUCUAUCCAAAACCACGUGCAAGAAUUCAACAAUCAUCAUCAUGCUUUAAGCUAAAACCUAGCAAAAAAAAGUUAAAAUUUCAUAUCAGCAUACGAAAUUCAUCAUCCGUUUCUAAAGCGUGGACACAAUCAAUAAAAAAACAAAAUUCAGUUUAUUCUGUUAGCAAUCAAGUUCUUUCAACGAGAUAUCGAAAUCAGGACGAAGUAAUUAAAUUUUUUUUAUCGAAUAAAAAUAAAUUUGAUUUGGAUAAAAAUUUAUUAACAAUGUUUGAUGUUCAAAGUGCCAUGCAACUAUUCUUAAAAUUACUUGUGAAUAGAACAUUUCUUAUGGCAUUCUUUUCGUCAAUAGAUCAAAAUUAUGCAACAUUGGCAUCACCGAUUAUUUAUUUGCUAUCAGCAACAAAUUCAUUUGAACAAGUUGAACAUCGAUAUAUCAUUCAUUUUUAUCGCUUAUCACGAAAAAAACGUAAUGAUCAUCAAAAAUUAUUUGCAAAUGAACUCAUUGUUAAAUAUCUCUUAUAUCACAUUUUGCAAUUAAACUUAGACAUUGAUCAUCGAACAAACAAUGAUAUAUUGGAGUUAGUCUAUUGUUUCGUAUUUCAGUUUCGUAUCUGUCUAUUGAAAGGACCGAGAGAUCGUCUUCUAAAAAAGGCAUAUUAUUCAAUUACGCCUGAAACAUCGUUGUACGAAAUGAAAAUUGAUUAUAAACGAAUUUUACUAAAUUUAGAAUAUGAGAAUAACAUUAAAUUUAAAAUAUUUGCACUUGAUUGCGAUUCUAUUAGUCAAAUUCGAGAAAAAAUAUACAUAUCAUUGAAAUACAAUUAUGAUGUAUUUAAACAUAUUUUAUUAGACGAUAUAAUAUUGAAUAUCUCAACAAAAGAUGAUGAUCGAGAAAUUAUUCGAUUAGAUGAUUUUUAUAAUGGUUAUAGAUCAUCAAAUCAUCAACAAUAUUCGAUAAAACCAAUGUUACUUAGUUCAUACAAGAGUGAAUACAGUUUAGAUGGUGAUAGUUUUUGUUCAACUCUUGAUCCAACAACUGCUCAAUAUACAUUUACGAUUGAUGAACCGUCUACAUGUCAAGAUGAACCUUCUACAUAUAAUCGACAAUUAAGAAUUCAAAUGUUAAGAGAUGUUGUUCGUCUACUUAGUACAAAUUCAACAAAACUUUUAUUUCAUGUCAUUAUUAACAGUAGAUCAUUUGAUCUAAUUAAUAUUGAUGAUAAAUGUCGAAAUUCAAAAAGUAAUUCAUUAAAGAAAAAAUGUUCACAAACAUCCACAGAUGGUUCUGAAAUUCCAACAACAAUUGAUUGUCGUCUUACGCUCAGAAAUAAUGCACGACAAUCUAUACCAAAAUUAACUACAGAUGAUUCAAGUUAUACAAAAGAGAAUUGGCAUCAUCUUUUAACUAAACAAAAUUAUUCACCAAAAAAUAUUGAUGCCGAUCAACAAAUACUUCUUCUUAACUGUCUACAAUCUUCAAAAGUAAAAACUCAUGGAAUAUGGACAGAUUUUUUAAAAAAACUUUUACUUCAAAAUAGAACAAAUAAUGAACUUAAUAAUUCACUUGAUCGAAUGUUUAAAGAAUUGAGUCGACAUCAUCAGAAAUCAGAAAGUGAAGAACAAAUUAAAACUUAUCUUUUUAAAUGUUUUAUUCGUGCUAUAGCAAAUUGUCUACGAAACUAUGAACGUAUAUUUGAUAUAGAAUAUGAUGAAAUUGUUUCCUCUUGUCUCUGUAUGUUUGCAGAUGGUUUAGAAUACAUUGCAGAUGUUAAAUCGAUUUCAGAAUACGAUCCAAUCUGUAUUACAUUGUUCUCUGCUGAUCGAAUUUUAAUUAAAAGUUUAAUUAGUACAUUUCUUGAUAGUCAUUUUGGACUUGAACAAGAUGAUAAGAUAAGUCUUGCAGAAGAUACACAACAAUUAAUGCAUAAACGAAGUAUGAUGGAUGAAGUUACAACUACCAUUGCAUUGUUUCAAGUAUUUAAUGCCUAUGAGCUAAAUGCUGAAGAAGUAAGUGCACAAGUUUUUAUUUAG